Molecule: messenger RNA, 1954 nt
Organism: Penaeus vannamei (Pacific white shrimp)
Lineage: Eukaryota; Metazoa; Arthropoda; Malacostraca; Decapoda; Penaeidae
Source: RefSeq, a predicted model, not a curated record
GUCGAUUGGAUGCCUUUGGCCCCACUCACGGACAAGGAACUCUGUAGCAGAGGAGUCGGUAUCAAGGAGGAGCUCAACGAUGUUGUCACCGAAGAGACAUGUCUGGAUAUUAAGGACGAACCACUGGAUUACGGAGAAGAAGUGGGGGAGGAAGUGAGCGACCGGAAAGUGAAAUCCGAAGGAUUUUUCUUUCAAAAUCUGCAUGAACUGAGAUAUGAAGCAAAUGAAACGGACUCGCAUGACCUGGUUCAGGAUGGUAAUGGCAUCUUAGGAACGCCAUUUCUGGCUGAGGACAGUGGGAGCAAGUGUUCAUCAGAUGGGAAUCAGUCGAUGUACAAGGAAAGUCCUGAGGGGGAUAUACAAACAAAAGUGGAAGCCACAUUGAAACGUCAUGUAUGUGACGUGUGUGGCAAGAAAUUCUCUUCUUGGAAUGGGAUCAAAGAACAUAUGAGAGGCCACACAAAGGAGAAUCGAUACAUGUGUGAUAUUUGCAAUAAGACAUUUUUUGUGAAAGGGAGACUAGUAAGGCACAUGAUAGUGCAUUCAAAUGAGAAGCCCUUCAGAUGUGAUACUUGCAAGAAGUCUUUCGCAUACAAGACCUCUCUUAUAAAACAUGUCAAACUACAUGCAAAGGAGAUUUGCCGCGAGAUUUGCAACAAGGCUUUCGGACAAAAAACUACUUUCGUGAAUCAUAUGAGAGUACAUACAAAGGAAAAGGCAUACAAUGAGAUUUGCAACAAGACUUUCAGACAAAAAACUAAUUUAGUGAAUCAUAUAAGAGUACAUACAAAAGAAAAGCCAUACAUCUGUGAGAUUUGCAACAAGGCUUUCUCAGAAAAGGGUGGUCUAGUGAGACAUAUAAGAAUACAUACAAAGGAGAAGCCAUAUAGCUGUGAAAUUUGCGACAAGUCUUUCACAUUAAAGUCUCAUCUAGUGAGGCAUAUGAAAAUACAUACAAAAGAAAGGCCAUAUAGCUGUGAGAUUUGUGACAAGGCUUUCAGAAUAAAGUCUCAUCAAGUGAGUCAUAUGAAAGUACAUACAAUAGAAGGGUCAUAUAGCUGUGAGAUUUGUGACAAGGCUUUCAAACAGAAAAUAACUCUAGUGAGGCAUACGAGAAUACAUACAAAAGGGAAUCCAUAUAGCUGUGAGAUUUGCAACAAGGCUUUCACACAAAAGAACGAUCUAGUGAGACAUAUGAGUGUCCAUACAGAAGUAAGGCCAUACAGCUGUGAGAUUUGCAACAAGACUUUCAAACUGAAAAUGACUCUAGUGAGACAUACAAAAAUACAUACAAAAGGGAGUCCAUAAAGCUGUGAGAUUUGCAAUAAGGCUUUCACACAAAAUAAUGAUCUAGUGAGACAUAUGAGUGUCCAUACAAAAGAAAGGCCAUCUAGCUGUAAGAUUUCCAACAAAAGAAUGAUCUAGUGAGUCAUAUGAGAGUACAUACAGAAGAAAAGCCGUACAACUGUGAGAUUUGCAACAAGACUUUCUCAGACAAAAAGAAUCUAAUGGGACACGCGAAAGUACAUACAAAUGAGAAGCCAUAGAGCUGUAAGAUAUACAAAAUAGCAUUUUAAUGGAAACGCAUUAUGGUGAGCCACAUGAGAAUACAUACAAAAAAGGAGGUAUGUAUGAAAUGGACCCUCACAGAAUCGUUAGCUAGUGCCACACAUGAGAAUACAUACAAACGAGAAGCCAAACAGCUGUGAGAUUUGUACUAGUUCUCGGUCUAUAUAUAUUUUACAUAGAGGUCACGAACCAUGUAAAAGGUGAAGGUCUAUAUAUAUACUUUCACCCAUAAAAGAUGUCUUUGUGGGGAUCAUGAGCAGCAGGAAUCAGCAUAUUUUAUAACAAAAGAACACACUUUCUCUUUACAUUAUUGGGGAUGAUUUGUCCCAAAUAUACGCUGUACAUGAUAUUCUUAUUGUGUAGUUCUUGCCAAGCAUAAUAAACU